UUUGAUUGAUAUCGACAUACGGUCUGUCAUCUUCAAUUUGAGUUUGAGGGCAAAAUAAAUGGUUCGCUAACAAAACAGGCGAAAAAAUACGCAAAAAGGACUGUCGGUAGCGCGCAGUCGAGCAGCAAACAAGAUGAACUUUCCGCUGGCCAACGCUAACAAGGACACCUUGCGAGCGGCCUGCAAAAAAUGCGGCUACGCAGGUCACCUGACUUACCAAUGCCGGAAUUUUCUCAAGGUGGACCCCAACAAGGAGAUACUGCUUGAUGUGGAGAGCACCAGCUCUGACUCGGAAUUGGACUACUUGACUCCGCUCACUGAGCUGCGGGCCAAGGAGCUGAAAGGCGGCGUCGAGGCGUCAGCUGCACUGCCGCCGCCGCUGACAACAAUCACGACGACCACGACUUCUGCACGCAAAGAAGAUAAGAGGCACAGCAGCAGCUCGAAGAGGAACAAAAAGGCGGCUGUGGAGGCCACUGACACGAAACCAACAAAAUCAGUGCGACACAAGAAGCGCAAGAAGAAGAAGAAGAGUAAGAGCAAGAAACACAAAAAGAGCUCUGAGAAGAGCGAGGGCGGCGGCGGCAAAACAAACAACAGUAAGUCGAACAGUGGCAGCGGCGGCGCCAACAGAGAGCUGGCCAAGAAGCACAGCAGUAGUCUCAGUAGCACAAGGAAGACGAAGCGCCGUCGCUCUUCCAGCACCUCAUCUUCCUCAUCGUCGGAUAGCUCCACAUCGGAGUCAUCCAGCAGCGACACUGAAUCGGAUUCCAGCGAUAACGAGGAGUCCAGCACCAGCGAAUCGGACGAAUACGGACGCAAGAAGAAGCGCCAGGGCAAGUACAAGCGCAAGGCGGAGGAAAUGGCCAUGCUGCGUCGCAAGAAGACCAAGGUGAAGCGCAAGCGUCACCGUGUCGGCGGGUCGAGCGCCCCAGCUGCAAGCAGCUACCUGAGCAGCCUCAGCGACAGCGACACCUACUAAACGCAUUGACUAACGCAGGAUGCAUGCCUGCCAGCAGCUAUGGUGCUGCUUUCGCUGUGUCUGUCCAAAGGCUGCACUAUCCGUAUCUAGUUUGAUUUCCGAUUAGAUGUAAGCAACGACGAUGCUGCGACGAGAUAUAUGUAUAUUAGGCCAUAAGUUAGUUUGUCAACUGUCGAAGCAGACAACAGACGGACAGAUUCCGACGAAAGGCGACGAUAGAUGGGGUCGGACGGACACACGUGCACUUCCACAGUGACGAGAAUCACUACCUUUAUACAUACGUACAUACAUACGAGUACUACCUUGUUUAUACGACGCUAAAGAUACACUAACUAACGAUAUACCCCUGAACGAGAAUCAGAGGCCAACCAAAACGUUAUCAAUUUUGUAGACUGCCGGAUGAAGCCAAUUCCGAGCUCCAAACAAAAACAAAAAUCACUGAACCCUAGACUUGUCCUAGCCCCUAGGUUUAAGCAACAGAAGAAACUGCAUGAAUUGUGCUGCAAAUACAAAAACAACAAAAAAACACGAAUGCAAAUCCACCACAAUGUGUAUA
This is a messenger RNA of Drosophila obscura, 1538 nucleotides long. RefSeq names its product protein SREK1IP1. Lineage: Eukaryota; Metazoa; Arthropoda; Insecta; Diptera; Drosophilidae. The record is from RefSeq and is a predicted model, not a curated record. Gene Ontology annotation, molecular function: nucleic acid binding; zinc ion binding. The transcript is spliced from 2 exons. The coding region runs from base 134 to 982 and encodes 282 amino acids.